This is a messenger RNA of Eublepharis macularius, 2208 nucleotides long. It is a transcript of the gene FAM89B, whose product is annotated as family with sequence similarity 89 member B. Bases 564 to 1106 code for a protein of 180 amino acids. Lineage: Eukaryota; Metazoa; Chordata; Lepidosauria; Squamata; Eublepharidae. The record is from RefSeq and is a predicted model, not a curated record. The transcript is spliced from 2 exons.
UGCAGCAGCGCGAACAAAGGCGAGGGGCGCCCGGGGGCCCGGCUCGGCUGCGCCAGGCUUCAGCGCCCGGAUCCUUUCGGCUCCGAGGCCGCUUUUCGGCCUGACUCCCAUUUCUGGCGGGGGCUCCUAAGGGAAGUGUCAAGCGGGGCGCACGGCAGAUGGGGGCUCCGGCGGGAGCGGGGCUGAGACAGCGGCCCAGCCUGCCGAUGGCUCACGAGGGAGCGGCGGCCUGGGAAGGUUAGCCAGGCGAUCGCCUCGAAGGCGGCUCCGUGCACGACACGAGGGUGGGAUCCACGGGGUUCGGCCUUCCGAGCCGCGGUGGCACCCUGGAGAAGAGCCCGGAGAGUUUCUCUGUCUCGGCACAGAGACUCUGCGUGCGUUGAGCCCGGCACUGGGGCUUCCAGAGUGGCGUCCAGGCGGGCCUGGGCCCCGAUCGGAACCUCUCGGAUUGUGCCCAGUACUUGCUCCAUAUAUGGCCAGGGGUGGCCGGCUCUUCAGGUCCCUCCGUUAUUCUUCACUGCCUUAAGCGCCGCAGGCUGUGCCCUUUCCGCCUGCCGGCCGUCAUGAACUGCCUCCAGGCCUCCCAGGACAGCCUGGCGGGGAACGUCUGCGCCAUCGAGGGGCUCCCACCGCUGCCCAAAGGGCUCAGCGGGAUCCUCAACUCCAGCGGGGGCUCCUGGCGGGAGAUCGAGAAGGUGUACAGCAAGAAGACGCGCAUCCAGGACGACCUGAGCAAGUCCCAGGCCUCGUCGGAGAAACUGCUGCUGCGGAGUAAACCGGCCAACCUCGACUCAGCCCUGGCUGUGCUGCGCAAGGAGAUGGUGGGGCUCCGGCAACUGGACAUGUCCCUUUUGUGUCAGCUGUGGUCCUUGUAUGAAUCCAUUCAAGAGUACAAAGGUCUUUUUCAGGACAUGUCAUCCUCACUUCACUCAGAAGGCAGCCUGGCUGCUGAAAACGGCUUCUCUGAUGAGGAGGAAGAUUUCGAGGUGGAUCAGGCUAGCCCAGAUGGGCAUAAGGAGAAUGCCUUGGGUCAGCGACUCCGUCUCCUCCAGCCCCAGAACUCUCGAGAUCAGUGGUUGCAGGACUCCUUCCAUAUCACCAUCUGAGGUGGCCUCUACCACAAAAUUGCCUUUCCCUGUAAUGUGGGAGAAACUCUAAUAAUACAUUAGGAAUUUUUUUUUUUUGCAGGGGAGAGGAAUGUGGCACAUUAGUACAGGCAGUUUGUGGCUGGUUUUGGAACCAUCCCCAGACAUGCUGUACAACUGUAGGGUUUGCACUUAACCAGCAGUAGUUUAGUGUUUUAUUACCACUGGAAGAGCCAGUGGGAUUUCAUUGGUACUUCUUCCAUGAGAGAGACUUUUGUGUGUAGACAGUUCAGGAGUAGAGUGUGAUCUGUCCUCCAGGGCAUAGAUAACUGGCUACAGUGUCAAUAGGCUAGCUGGGGACAAGGAGACGUGAACAGCUAUAAAGGAGUCCUCACUAACAUUGCAUUGUGAGAACACUACCAGUCAGAGGUUCUUUGUCUUGUUAGAAACGUUUGUUGGGUGGGGAAAAAUAGCUGCAGAUGUGCCCUGUGUAUGCAUGAACCUCUCCCAGUAACUUGGAAAUGAAUAUAUUUGAGGAAACAAUUGUGGCUUGCCCAGCCAUGACACUGGCUCCCUGAUUGUUUAUGAGGAAUAGAUCUCACAUUGCUGGGCUCUGUCUUCUCACGGGUUGCUCUGAUUCCUGCAGGUCCUUCCACUGAUGUGAGUUUAGGCUCAGGCAACUCAGAAUCCCUUUCUACCAACCCUAACUAACCUGCUUCCUGAUUCUCCUCCAAUGUGUUCCCUCAGCUUUGGAGGAGCUGAGCUCAUUUCCCCUUUUCUUCUCUCCCAUCUGCUGGAAGCAUCCAAGAAUUGUAUAGCUGGAUAGGAAAUUGCUGUGCACGAAGCUUAUUUGCUAGAUUAUUCUAGGCAGAGUUAAGUUGGCUGGAUUAAUUAUUAGUGCCUCGGCCAUGUUACCCAAAAGUGGCCUCUUUUAAAAUAUUUAAUUAUAUGUGAACUUUUUUUAUUUUUUCAGGCCUUGAAAUAUGAGGUUUGGGACUGGGAGAGGGAAUCCCUACUUCUCCCUCUCCCUCCCAUUUGUAACUGGGUACAAACCUUAAAUGGCUAAUUUAAUAUAUUGGUUGUGAUGGGGCAUUUUGCCAGUGGGAAUCUAGGGAAUAAAAUG